CUUCCUCUGGACUUCCACAAAACUACAAUCCUAACUGACCCUAGAAAGUCCACCUCAGUGGAUGUGCUGCUGAUAAACCUCAUCAGGGGGAAACUGCUUCCCUCUGCUCGCCUCUGGAUAACCACACGACCUGCAGCAGCCAAUCAGAUCCCUCCUGACUGUGUUGGCAUAGUGACAGAGGUCAGAGGGUUCACUGACCCACAGAAGGAGGAGUACUUCAGGAAGAGGUUCAGAGAUGAGGAGCAGGCCAGCAGGAUCAUCUCCCACAUCAAGACAUCACGAAGCCUCCACAUCAUGUGCCACAUCCCAGUCUUCUGCUGGAUCACUGCUACAGUUCUGGAGGAUGUGCUGGAAACCAGAGAGGGAGGACAGCUGCCCAAGACCCUGACUGAGAUGUACAUCCACUUCCUGGUGGUCCAGGCCAAAGUGAAGAAGGUCAAGUAUGAUGGAGGAGCUGAGACAGAUCCACACUGGAGUCCAGAGAGCAGGAAGAUAAUUGAGUCUCUGGGAAAACUAGCUUUUGAUCAGCUGCAGAAAGGAAACCUGAUCUUCUAUGAAUCAGACCUGACAGAGUGUGGCAUCGAUAUCAGAGCAGCCCCAGUGUACUCAGGAGUGUUCACACAGAUCUUUAAAGAGGAGAGAGGACUGUACCAGGACAAGGUGUUCUGCUUCAUCCAUCUGAGUGUUCAGGAGUUUCUGGCUGCUCUUCAUGUCCAUCUGACCUUCAUCAACUCUGGACUCAAUCUGCUGGAAGAAAACCAAACAACCUCCUGGUGGUUUAAACCAUCUCUCCACCAGAGUGCUGUGAACAAGGCCUUGCAGAGUCCAAAUGGACACCUGGACUUGUUCCUCCGCUUCCUCCUGGGUCUUUCACUGCAGACCAAUCAGACUCUCCUACGAGGUCUGCUGACACAGACAGGAAGUAGCUCACAGACCAAUCAGGAAAUAGUCCAGUACAUCAAGGAGAAGUUCAGUGAGAAUCUGUCUGCAGAGAAAAGCAUCAAUCUGUUCCACUGUCUGAAUGAACUGAAUGAUCGUUCUCUAGUGGAGGAGAUCCAACAGUCCCUGAGAUCAGGACGUCUCUCCACAGAUAAACUGUCUCCUGCUCAGUGGUCAGCUCUGGUCUUCAUCUUACUGUCAUCAGAAAAAGAUCUGGAUGUGUUUGACCUGCAGAAAUACUCUGCUUCAGAGGAGGCUCUUCUGAGGCUGCUGCCAGUGGUCAAAGCCUCCAACAAAGCUCUACUGAGUGGCUGUAACCUGUCAGAUAUAAGCUGUGAAGCUCUGUCCUCAGUGCUGAGCUCCCAAUCCUCCCGUCUGACAGAGCUGGAUCUGGGUAACAACAACCUGCAGGAUUCAGGAGUGAAACUUCUGUCUGCGGGGAUGAAGAGUCAAUACUGCAAACUGGAAACGCUGAGACUGAGUGGCUGUAACCUGUCAGACAGAAGCUGUGAAGCUCUGUCCUCAGUGCUGAGCUCCCAGUCCUCUAGUCUGAGAGAGUUGGACCUGGGUAACAACAACCUGCAGGAUUCAGGAGUGAAGCUUCUGUUUUCUGCAGUGGAAAGUCCAAAGUGUACACUUGGAAUUCUCAGGUCAGGAUUCAGUCUUUUCUGAUGAUGAUUUAAAACCUGAGUCAGGUCG
Messenger RNA from Pelmatolapia mariae (spotted tilapia), 1638 nucleotides. RefSeq names its product NLR family CARD domain-containing protein 3-like. Gene Ontology annotation, molecular function: protein binding. The record is from RefSeq and is a predicted model, not a curated record. The transcript is spliced from 3 exons. Lineage: Eukaryota; Metazoa; Chordata; Actinopteri; Cichliformes; Cichlidae. The coding region runs from base 295 to 1611 and encodes 438 amino acids. Gene Ontology annotation, biological process: intracellular signal transduction.